AUGCCGUGGACCGAAAUGCCGCCGUACAAAAUCAUUCCCGUCUCUAACUUCGUUGAUUCAAAUGGUGGUUAUAUUAAUUCAAAGAUGAACGUUGUCAGUACCACUACAUCUAAUUUUAACACCCAGAUGUUCAAUAAUCCAACACAUUUACUUCCAACGUGUGAAAGAGAUGUUACAAACAUUUCAAACGGUUUGUGCGGACAUAACGGAAUAAGACCACCAAUACAGGAUUUGAUUAAUGCCCCCAACGCUAUGAUACCAUACCAGAGAAAUGGAUCUAAUGACGUUCAUAGCAGCAAUAGCUCCUGGGCUGCUAACGGAGUCGCAGAAAGAUACACACGGCCUACUUGGAACCCAACGAAAACUACCAGUGGUGCUGUUAAGAAACAUAAACGUGUUAGAACAGCGUUUACGAGUCAGCAGAUGAUGGAGCUUGAGAAAGAGUACGCACGCAAUAGAUACCUCGAUCGCACUCGUCGCAUAGAGCUUGCGAAUAUACUACAUCUUAACGAACGCACUAUUAAGAUUUGGUUCCAGAACAGAAGAAUGAAGGAGAAGAAAGACAGAGCGGAGAACUACGAUGGUGUAGAAGAACCAAGCACGACUGAUUCCUCUCCAGACAUGGUCAAUAUAACCGUGCCAGUUCUUACCCAAAAUCAAUAUGCAUUUCAAAUAUCCAAUGGCGUUUUCAAUCAUGAAAGAUGUUACAUGGGGCCAUAUCCAGUAGCGUCUUCUCCUAUGAUGAUGCCGCAAACGAACAUGGCGCAGGAGAUGAGGAGUUCAGUAUUAAACAAUUAUCCUACGUUUAUCUUAGACAACAAUAUGCAACUGCAAGAAAAAUUUGAACCAGUGCCCCAAACACAGUUAAAAAUGGAGGAUUUUGAACCGAAGUGUAAAAGUGACGUACCAGAAUCGCUGCAGGCCUCACCGAUGUAUUCCGAUAUCUCUGCCGUCGAUUCUGUUAAAAGUGAAGUCAAUGAUCAAAGUUGGGAUCUAUCUUGGGUCCGAAGCCUUCAUCUUGAUGAUGACGCUUAA
Messenger RNA from Parnassius apollo (apollo), 1035 nucleotides. The record is from the annotation of a GenBank genome assembly. Lineage: Eukaryota; Metazoa; Arthropoda; Insecta; Lepidoptera; Papilionidae.